AUGGCUGAGGAUAAAAAAACCUUUGUUGAUGAGAUAAAUAAAACAUUGGCAAAGUCUGAAGGGCUUACCUUGAAGGAUCUGCUGUUCUCCUACCAGGGGACCCCGUAUCCUGUCACAAUGUGCAGUGUGGAAACUUUCCAAGCCCUGGAGAACCUGGAAGCCAGAAGAGAUGAUAUGGUGCUGGUGUCCUAUCCCAAAUGCGGUGUGAACUGGCUUAUCCAGAUUUUAAGUGAUUUGAUAUUUACAACUAUCCAGAGUAAACCUGUAAGCACGGAACUACCAUUUAUUGAAUGUGGAGAUCCAGAUAAAUAUCAGAGGAUGAAGCAGAUUCCAUCUCCAAGGAUUUUGGCAACGCAUCUGAAUUAUGAUUGCCUCCCCAAGUCUAUUUUCAAGAACAAAGCCAAGAUACUAGUGCUGUUUCGAAACCCUAAAGAUACAGCUGUUUCAUUUUUCCAUUUCCACAAGGAUGUGCCAAGCAUCCCCAGUUACAGCUCCUGGGAUGAGUUCUUCUCAGAGUUCAUGAAUGGGAAAGUCGGCUGGGGAUCCUAUUUUGAUCAUGCAGUCACUUGGAACAAACACAUUGAGGAUGAGAAUACUAUGAUCAUAAUAUAUGAAGACCUGAAAGAGAACCUGACUGCCAGUGUAAAGCAGAUAGCUGAAUUCUUUGGAUUCUCCCCAACGGCAGAGCAGAUCCAGUCCAUUGCAGACAGGGCGAGUUUCCAAGCAGUGAAGGAUAAGGCGCAAGAGACUCAUGGUCCUGUUGGCUCAAUUCUUUUCCGCAAAGGUGUUGUUGGAGACUGGAAAAAUCUUUUCACUGAAGCUCAGAACCAGGAAAUGGAUGCCAAGUUCAAAGUGUGCUUAGAAGGAACUAAGCUGGGAGCGAAACUAAAAUAUGAUGUGUACUGCAAGGCUUGA
Fulmarus glacialis (Northern fulmar) is the source of this 915-nucleotide messenger RNA. It is a transcript of the gene SULT6B1, whose product is annotated as sulfotransferase family, cytosolic, 6B, member 1. NCBI's taxonomy places the organism in Eukaryota, Metazoa, Chordata, Aves, Procellariiformes, Procellariidae. Gene Ontology annotation, biological process: sulfation. The coding region runs from base 1 to 915 and encodes 304 amino acids. The record is from RefSeq and is a predicted model, not a curated record. Gene Ontology annotation, molecular function: sulfotransferase activity. The transcript has 7 exons. Gene Ontology annotation, cellular component: cytoplasm.